Molecule: messenger RNA, 4167 nt
Organism: Ascoidea rubescens DSM 1968
Lineage: Eukaryota; Fungi; Ascomycota; Saccharomycetes; Ascoideales; Ascoideaceae
Product: Zn(II)2Cys6 transcription factor domain-containing protein
Exons: 2
Coding region: 1-4167 (1388 amino acids)
Biological process (GO): regulation of DNA-templated transcription
Molecular function (GO): zinc ion binding; DNA-binding transcription factor activity, RNA polymerase II-specific
Source: RefSeq, a predicted model, not a curated record
AUGUCCUAUUCAUCCCAACUAUCUAUGCCCGAAUAUCCUCCAAACGCGUUAAACCAACAGGAUAUCACCAACUCUCUCUCCCCAGAAGUAAUCCAGUUUUCUUUGCUAAGGUGUUUGGAAUGCUCCAAGCGUAAAAUCAAAUGUGACAAGCUGCUACCUUCGUGCACUCCCUGUUUCUCCAAAGAAAGAGCCUGUGUUUUUCCUGACGACUCCAAAAUCACCAUUGAUCCCUCAAACAUCUCCAAGUCCUACCCAAAGGUCAUCAACAAUCUCUUGCAAAGAAUCAACUUUCUAGAGGAGUCCCUCAACAUCGCCCCAAAUGAUCGCGAAAUCCUCCUCAACGAUUCCGAUUACGACUCUUCAAUCGUUUCCUUCAACGUCAACACCCAUCGCUGUGAAAACUGCUUUGAGAAAAACCUCAAAUGCGACAAACUAUCUCCCUGCAACCAAUGUGCUCUUCAAAACUCUGACUGUCUUUUCCCAUCAAAGUCAAAGGUCUUCUCAAAGACCUGCCUUAAAGAAAAACCCGUAUCCUCCAACUCAAACAACCAAAGGAUAAUCAAAAACCUCAUUCAAAAACUCAUCCUACUAGAAAAUAGAAUCAAAACAAAGGGCUUUCCCAAAAGAAAAAGGGUCUCAAUGUCAAAACAAAAAAUCCCCAUGGGCGUCUAUUCCUCAAAUGAUACUGAUCUCCAAAUAGAAGAUAACAUAAAUCAACUGGAUCUAGAUUUCGAAAAAAAUACUGAACAAUCUCUAGAAAAUAUUGAACCUACCUUCAUUUUAGAAACAACUGCCUUAAAACAAAUCUCUUCCAUUAACGACAAUAAAAAUAUCAUUUCAAAUAAUCACAUCAACCAUACUCAUAACAAUAAUCAUAACAAUAAUAAAAAUGAUGAUAAUAACAAUAAUGGAAACUCCAUCAAAAGUCAUAAAAAUAAUAAAAAUAACAUCUCUCUCACUCCCAACAUAGAUCAAUCCCAAUACUCAAAUCAACUAAUCUUUAAAUUUAAAGACAAACCCUCUCAUAAUCAAAUCCAAAAAAAAAAUCAAUCUCUCAUCCAAAAAAAAAUUCAAAAGGACUUCAAAUUCGACAUUAAUAACUCGUCUAUUGAAAAACAACUAAACAUCUCAAACAGAAAAAACGCUCUUGGCGACUCAAAUAACGCUAAAUUAUUUCUGAAAUUGCUCCAUAAAAUCAACUCCUUGUUAUUUGGUUUAUCCUCCUACGACGACCCAGAAAUUGAACGAAUUUUCACUCAAUAUAAAAACUUAACUCAAUCUUCCUCCUGCUUAGCUUGUAAAAAGGCAAAAAAAAGAUGCAAUCGAGAAAAACAUUGCGAAUCUUGCUGGAAAAGAGAAAUUGAAUGUGUUUAUCCCAAAAACUCAAAAAAAUCUUACUCAAAUGAACUAAAAGACAAAAUCAUUAAAAACUCUCUUUCCGAUCAAGAAGUCUCUAUAAUCACAAAUGACCUAAACUCAAUUAUUGAAGUUUUAAAUAAAGCCCUAAGUAACCAUCGUGAUGACUAUCCAAAUAAUCUUGACCAAGACGAUGAUCAGUUUCUACCGGAUGCUUCCUUUCUAUUAAAUAGAGAUGAAAUCAAACAACCGAAAGAUUCGCGCAAAAGAUCAACAUCUACCUCUAUUGUAGAAAACAAUGACAGCAGCAUUUCAAAGAAACUAAGAUCUUCAUAUUCCAACUCUAAGAAUAAAAAUGGAAAUGGAAAUAGAAAUGUUCUUCAAAAUCUUGAUAACUCUUCUGCUUUUUCUGCAAUUAAUGACCCAAAUCUUGAUAAUUAUCAAACCAUCAACAAUAACUAUAGUAAUGACUCACAUGAAACCAAAAUUGCAACUGAAAUUGCUAAUAACAAUAGCAAUAGCAAUAACAAUCACGAAAUUCAUGAAGAUAAUCAAUUACCUGGGUUGGUGAAUAAUAUCUGUUUAAAAUCGAGAGGUUUGUUCAAAUUAACCUCCAAUGAUUUAAUGGAAUGUAUUCAAUCUUCACAAUCCACUUAUAUCGAUAUUUAUAAUGAAUUCUCCAAGAUUCCAAGUAUUUCGGGAAAUAAAAAAAAAGAUCACAGGUUUCUUAAUAAAAUUGUUCAAGAUUUUUUUAAAAUCAAUGAUAUUAGUUUUUUUUUUAAUAAAAAAGUAAUUGAAAACUAUAUUAAACUAUUAUUUAAAUCAGACAGGAUUCAAGAUUCUCAAGCUUUAUUAAAUACCUGGGUUAUUUAUCCAAUUAUUAUCAUUACAUUGAAUUAUUAUCCCUUUGAAACAUAUUAUGAGUAUUUAUCAGAUCAAAGUAUUAAAAUAGUAGAAUUUAUUAACAAUUUGAAAAACAUUUAUGAGUAUUACAAGAACCACAUUGAAGAUUAUUCCAUUCCUUACUUGCAAUCACUAAUUAUUUAUGAAGAAUUUUUAAUUAGUAAUAAUAACAGCUUAGAUAAUAAAGUUGUGUUUCAAAGAAAAGUUUGGAAAGAAUUAUCUGAAAUCAUAUCAUUAGCAAAACAAUUGAACGUUUAUAAUGACGAGAAACUAAUUUGGAUUUCUGUUGAAAGAAUUGAUUCAAUGAUUUGUUGUUUAUUGGAUUUACCAAAUAAUAUAAGUAAAAAUAUCACCGAUUUAUUAGAUGAUAGUAUUGAUUUUGCUAUUUCUCAAAAAUAUGUUCGCGCAGAAUUGUUGAAAGAAUUGAAUUUAAAAUAUAUCAGUAUUAAGAAUUGGAAUUCGCCAGUUGCAAUUGCAAACCAAAUCCAGUCAUAUGAUUAUAAAUUAGAUGGACAAAUUGAAACAAUUGUUAGUGGAAUUAAUACAAAUUUAGCUAUUAUUGAGAUAGAUAAAUUGAUGGACUUGUCAUGUUUUGUUCAAGUCAGAUUGAAGCUAAACUAUAAGUUCUUAACGGAUGGAAGCGUUAAUAAGAUAAGUUUUUUGAAAACAUUUAACCGUUAUAUUAACAAAUUGAACAGCUUUUCGGCUAAUAAUCAAGAGAUAAUCAUAUUUAAGAUAGCACUUUUCAUUGAAAAAAUCAUCAAGUUCUAUCUCAAUAACUACUUUAAUAACUUCUGUUUGCAAAACAGAACGAGUGGUUCACAAGAAGAAUUUGCCAAUCCAGAACUCAGAAAACUAGUGGUGGAUAUCUCAAAUGAAUUGUUACAGAUCUCAAAGAUGUUUGAAAGACCAUACACCGAAUCUGAGAUUCUAGCUAAAAACUCUAGAAGUUCUGGUAAAUCAAGUCUCUUUUUCGAUCUGGCCUCCAAAUUCGAUAACAAAAGUAGCGACAACACCAACACUAAUGGUGGAAGUGAUCAUCGCCAGCAACAGUCUCACAGUCCUGAGGAUCAAGGCAAUUUUUCUCAAGCUAAUAGCAAACAUAAGUCUUCUGCAUCAUCCCAUGUUGAAAAUAGCCUGAAAGUAAGCUUCGGUUCAAAAUCCUCUUUUGGAAUUGCUGCUCAAGCUAAUGAAACAACUGGAACUCGAACAAUUGGCACUUCUUUCGUUAAUAGUCUCCCAAAGUUAUCUCAAUUGAACGGUUUUCUUCCACUAAAUACAUCUUAUAAAGUGAAUUUUUUUGAACCCAUUCCAAAUUUUCAAUCAAUGUUGACAUCGUCUGACAACACACAACCCAAUGACCAGCCCCAGAAUCUAUUCAAUAAUGAUGAUUUAUGGGAUGUCUUCAGAAAGUUCAGUUCACCUCAUUUGAUUAGAGGGGUAGGUCUGACCAAUGAACAACUACCAAAAAAAAUACUACAAAUACAACUACAACUACAACGAGAACAAGAACAACUACUACAAGAACAACAAGGACGAUUACAAGAACAACAAGAACAACUACAACAACUACAACAACAAGAACAACAACAAGAACAACUAAAACAACAACUAAAACAACUAAAACAACUACAACAAAGAAAAGGAGAUGUUGAAAUUUCUAGAGAAUUAGUGCAUCCUAUAUUGCCUCUAUCAAAUGUACCAUCUGAUACACAAAACUUUCGAAACACCUUUAAUAAUGAUUUUAAUACUCUUCUAGAUGAUCGAAAUGAUCCAAAUGAUCCAAAUGAUCCAAAUGAUCCAGAUGAUCGAUUAGAUCUAUUAGAUCAAUAUCCUCAAACUAAUAGACUUGAACACAAAAUGUUUAGGUCAGUCAUAAUGUUUAAUUCAUACAAAAGAUUCAAUUGA